AUGGAUUACAAUCUUCAUAUCGUGACUAGUUACUCGAUCGGGGAGAAGAGUGUGCGCGUAAACGCCACUUUAGGCAGAAACUAUGACAAUUCUCUAUGCUCUGAAGGAAGCUCAACCCUCAAGUUACAAUCAGUCCCAAAUUUUAUAUACAGAAUCUUUUCUUACACUUUGUUAUGUUGUGUAGGAUCCUUGAAUAGUCCGAAUAUUGAAGAACCACUUUUGGAUCAUGGUAAUCUUAACCCCAAAAUCAGAGGCUGUGAUACUGUAACUCCUUACGAAGAUGCCGGUAUUUUCCGUACAGUCUUUUUCUCUUGGAUUACUCCUUUACUCACAUUAGCAGCUGAGAAAAAGACCUUAGAACUUGAUGAUAUCCCUCAAUUAGGCCCUUCUAAUAGUGUUUUUGGAGCAUUCCCAUUGUUCCAAACUAACCUUCUUGAUAAUCGUGAUAAUGUUGGUGAUAUUAAUAGUAAUAGUAGUAAUAGAGUUGUUAAUAUUACUGAGUUUGGGCUUGCAAAGGCAUACUUCUUGUCAACUUGGAAGGAAAUUCUUUGGACAGCUAUCCUAGCCUUAAUUUACACAGUAGCUCGUUAUGUAGCUCCAUAUCUUAUUGACAGCUUUGUUCAAUGCCUUACUGGGAUAGAGGAAUUCAAAAACCAAGGCUAUGUUCUUGCUCUGACAUUUUGUGCAGCGACUUUUCUUGAGUUUUUUAUACGCAGACAUUGGAUAUUUAAGAUGCAACAGAUUGGAAUUAGGCUUCGAGGAGUGACAACUGUAAUGCUCUAUAACAAGAGUUUGACUCUUCCUUCUUGGUUGCAAGGCGACCAAGGUAGUAGUAGUAGUGGUGGUGGUGGUGGCAAAGGUGGAGAACUUAUUAAUGCUUUGGCUGUUGAUGUUGAAACAAUCCAAGGUUUCAUUGUGUAUUUGCAUGAUACUUGGUUAAUCUUUCUCCAAAUCGGUUUAGCUUUACUAAUUUUAUACAAGAAGUUAGGACUUAUUGCCUCUGUUGGUGCAUUUGUUGUGACAUUGAUCUUUAUGGGAGCAAACUAUGUGUUUAUGUCAUGGCAGGAGAAGUUUCAAAAGAAACUAAUGGAAUCUAAGGAUAAUAGAAUGAAGAUGACAAUCGAGACUUUAAGGAAUAUGAGAGUUCUUAGGUUUCAAGGAUGGGAAAUGAGUUUUUUGUCUAAGAUUCUUCAGCGAAAAGUGGAGAUGCAAUGGUUGAAGAAAUAUCUAUAUAGUUUAGUAGUCAUAGGUUUUUUCUUUGGGAUAGGUCCGACUUUAGUAGCCUUGGUCACUUUUGGUUCAUGUAUAUACAUGGGUAUCCCACUUUCAAUGGGCCAAAUCUUGUCUGCACUUGCUACCUUUCGUGUUCUUCGAGAGCCAAUCUUCCUCCUCCCAGAUACAGUAUCUUUGUUAGUCCAAGCAAAGGUUUCCCUUGGUAGAAUCGCCUCUUUUCUUUCUCUCGAUGAGCUCCAAGAUGAUGGUUUACAGAAGCUUCCAUUGGGGAGUUCUGAUGCAGCAGUUGAGAUAGUUAAUGGGAACUUCACUUGGAAUGAUGUUGAUGUUUCUUCAUCUGCUACUACUACUAGUACUGCAGCAGCAUUAAAAGACAUAAACUUGAAAGUUUCUCAUGGUAUGAAGGUUGGUAUAUGUGGUACAGUUGGUUCAGGGAAAUCAAGUUUACUUUCUUGCAUUCUGGGUGAAAUGCCUAGGAUCUCAGGGGUGGUCAAGUUGUGUGGGUCAAAGGCUUAUGUUGCGCAGUCACCAUGGAUACAGAGUGGUACAGUUCAAGAGAACAUACUGUUUGGGAAAGAUAUGGACCGACAAAGAUAUGAUCAAGUACUCGAAGCAUGUUGUCUUAAGAAGGAUUUGGAGAUCCUUUCAUUUGGUGAUCAAACUGUUAUUGGUGAGAGAGGUAUCAACUUAAGUGGCGGACAGAAGCAAAGAAUACAGAUUGCUCGCGCACUCUACCAGGAUGCGGAUAUCUAUCUAUUUGAUGAUCCUUUUAGUGCUCUGGACGCUCAUACUGGUUCUCAUUUAUUCAAGGAAGUUUUGCUUGGUCUUCUGAGGGAGAAAACUGUUAUUUAUGUUACUCAUCAAGUCGAAUUCCUGAAUGCUGCUGAUCUGAUUAUGGUAAUGAAAAAUGGAAGGACUGUACAAGUUGGAAAGUAUGAUGACAUUCUCGUUCCAGACAAUACUAAGAGUAUCAUCAGUAAUAAUGAAAAUGUGAAUGGUGAAGUAGAUGAUGACAGGGGAUCUGCUGGUUUAUCAGCACCUGCAGCAGCACAGCUUGUUAAAGAAGAAGAAAGAGAGAGGGGUAGAGUCGGGUUUUCAGUCUAUCGGAAAUACAUCACUACUACCUAUGGAGGAGUUCUGGUGAUUCUUAUGAUUAUGGCCUCAAUCAUGUUACAAAUUCUACAGAUAGGGAGCAAUUACUGGUUAGCAUGGGGAACGCCGUCAUCAAAGGAUGUACAGCCUGUUGUCAGUGAAUCUACACUAAUGACAGUCUAUGCAUCCUUGGCUUUUGGCAUAUGUUUCUGCACCCUUGUUGCAGAUUCGCUUGUUGUAGCUACAGGAUAUAAAACUGCAACCAUACUUUUCAGAAAAAUGCUUGAGACCAUUUUCCGCGCUCCUAUGUCAUUCUUUGAUGCUACACCUGCUGGAAGAAUUCUCAACAGAUGCUCAACUGAUCAAACUGCCCUGGAGACUCGAAUCCCAACCCUACUUGAUGGCUUUAUUUCCCUAACAAUCAAACUUGUGGGGACUAUUGCUGUGAUGUCCACAGUUGCCUGGGAAGUUUUGGUCAUUUUCAUCCCCUUGAUUAUCGCCUCCAUCUGGUAUCAGCAAUACUAUAUGCCUGCUUCGAGAGAACUAUCAAGAUUGAGCCGAGUAUCUGAAGCUCCGGUCAUUCAGUAUUUUUCUGAAACAAUUUCUGGAAUAACAACUAUAAGGAGCUUUGAUCAACAGUCAAGAUUCCAGCCAAGUUAUAUGAAAAUAGUGGAUGCAUAUUCUCGCCCUGAGUUCCAAAUUGCUGCUGCAAUGAAAUGGCUUUUGUUACGGCUGGAUGCAUUUGCUUGUAUUACAUUUGCCUUCCUUUUGGUUCUCUCUAUGUACUUUAGGGAAACAAUAGAUCCUGCAAUUGCAGGAUUAGCUGUGACAUAUGGACUCACCUUAAACGGUACACUAUCUGGAGUAAUAUGGUGUUUAAGCCAUUUUGAAACCAAAAUGAUAUCAGUGGAGAGAAUUCUUCAAUACAUGUCCAUUCCUAGUGAAGCUCCUCUUAUCAUACAAGAAAACAGGCCAGAUAGUUCAUGGCCGUCAAGAGGAGAAAUCAGUAUCCAUAAUUUGCAGGUUCAGUAUGCUCCACAUUUACCUCUUGUGUUACAUGGUGUGACAUGUACUUUUCCGGGUGGGAAGAAAACCGGUAUUGUUGGAAGAACAGGAAGUGGGAAAUCAACUCUAAUACAAGCACUUUUCCGGGUAGUUGAACCUACAACUGGCCGUAUUGUCAUUGAUGGUAUUGAUAUCUCAUCUAUUGGACUCCAAGAUUUGAGGUCGAGGUUAAGCAUCAUCCCUCAAGAUCCAACCAUGUUUCAAGGAACUAUACGGAGUAAUUUGGAUCCACUCGAACAGUACACAGAUAAACAGAUUUGGGAGACUUUGGAUAAGUGCCAACUUGGAGAUGAAGUCAGGAAGAUGGAAAAGAAAUUGGAUUCAAAUGUUCAUGAAAAUGGAGAGAACUGGAGCGUGGGUCAAAGACAACUAAUAUGCCUAGGGAGAGUAUUACUGAAGAAAACCAAGGUGUUAGUCCUUGAUGAAGCAACUGCCUCAGUAGACAUAGUUACUGAUAAUUCAAUCCAACAGACUCUUAAACACCACUUUUCUGAAUGUACACUUGUUACAAUUGCCCAUCGCAUCACGUCUAUCCUUGACAGUGAUAUGGUCUUGCUUCUGAGUCGUGGGGUGGUUGAGGAGUAUGAUUCUCCUGCGAAGUUGCUACAGAACAAGUCAUCCUCAUUUGCACAACUGGUAGCAGAGUAUAAAACAAGAUCCUGAUAAAAUUUAGAUGUUAAAGAGGCUGAUGACUAAUGAUAGGAAUAUCAUUCUUUCCUGGUAGUACUACCAGUGGCAUUGUAUUGUAUCUAUAUUUUGACAGGAAGAGUAUUCAUAGUGUUAUUAGUAUCAGUUCAACGAAAAGUACAAAGUAAAAUGAAGUUGAAUUUUGACAUGAUAGCUGAGGUUGGAAAUACAUGGAUUUUUUUUAAAGAUUAUAUAAU
Molecule: messenger RNA, 4274 nt
Organism: Spinacia oleracea (spinach)
Lineage: Eukaryota; Viridiplantae; Streptophyta; Magnoliopsida; Caryophyllales; Amaranthaceae
Product: ABC transporter C family member 3
Exons: 11
Coding region: 1-4053 (1350 amino acids)
Biological process (GO): transmembrane transport
Cellular component (GO): membrane
Molecular function (GO): ATP hydrolysis activity; ATP binding; ABC-type transporter activity
Source: RefSeq, a predicted model, not a curated record